Messenger RNA from Gigantopelta aegis, 2397 nucleotides. RefSeq names its product WD repeat-containing protein 46-like. Gene Ontology annotation, cellular component: 90S preribosome; nucleolus; small-subunit processome. Gene Ontology annotation, molecular function: aminoacyl-tRNA ligase activity; protein binding; ATP binding. The record is from RefSeq and is a predicted model, not a curated record. The transcript has 15 exons. NCBI's taxonomy places the organism in Eukaryota, Metazoa, Mollusca, Gastropoda, Neomphalida, Peltospiridae. The coding region runs from base 38 to 1924 and encodes 628 amino acids. Gene Ontology annotation, biological process: tRNA aminoacylation for protein translation; maturation of SSU-rRNA from tricistronic rRNA transcript (SSU-rRNA, 5.8S rRNA, LSU-rRNA).
AAUGUGUAUAAAUGUAAAAAAUAUAUAAUUGAUAUGCAUGGAUCUAAUACUACCUAAUGACGAUGAUACUGUGCUGUUCUGUUGCAAUAUUUUCUACAAGUGUCGAGUUGAUAUAUCAACAGAGCCUGUGAUACCGCCCGGUUCCACAUAUUUUGAAGCCACAUCUCGUGUAUCGGGAAAAGAUAAGAGCUUUAAGAAUAAAAGAAAACCGCAAGGAAACGGCAAACAACCAAAAUAUCGCCAUGGAUUUAAGACUUUCCAGAAAGACAAGCAUGGAGGACAGAAGACCAAUUCCAGGGAAAAACACAUGGCUUCAAAGAAACCAUGGCAUGCUCACACAGUGAAAAAAACACUUCCACGUAGACGGUAUGAUCCUUUCCCUGGAGAUGCACCGGUUCCAGAUGAUAAGAUGAAAAAAUACAGACGAGGCUCACCCAUGAGAAAUAAAACUGCUAGGUCUAUUAGUGGUCACUACAGUUUUAUAGAAAAAGAACAGAAAGUCAAGUAUGCAGUCAAACUUUCCGCCAGAUCCGAAUUGCUGUUACAAGAAGAUGCUGGGUUUCUGCAAGCUGAGGAGGGAGAAAACACAGCAGAAAUAAGUCAGUUUGACAUAGUUGAUGCUGUAGAUAUUACCAGUGCUCAAAAGUACUUUGAGUUGAAACUGCCCACCUUUGGACCAUACCGGAUGAACUACACAAGAAAUGGCAGGCAUCUCCUGAUUGGUGGAUCAAAAGGUCACAUGGCAGCCAUUGAUUGGCAGACUAAGAAGCUCUUGUGUGAAAUGAAUGUCAUGGAAACAGUUCAAGAUAUCAAAUGGCUUCAUCAGGAGACAAUGUUUGCUGUGGCCCAGAAACAGUGGACAUACAUAUACGACAACCAAGGAAUUGAGCUACACUGCCUUCGGAUGCUUGACAGUGUGCUAAGAAUGGAGUUUCUUCCAUAUCAUUUCCUGCUUGCAACAUCGAACUCAAAAGGUUUCUUAUCAUACAUAGACAUUUCUGUUGGGAAGGCUGUUGCUGGCCAUAGGACCAAACUUGGAAGGCUGGACGUCAUGUGCAAGAAUCCGUCCAAUGCAGUUAUACAUCUUGGACACUCAAGAGGAACCGUAACUCUGUGGUCGCCCAAUGUCAAAGAGCCGCUUGUGAAGAUGUUGUGUCAUGGCACGGGAGUCCGAUCUGUAGCUGUCGACAAAAGAGGAUUAUACAUGGCCACCUCGGGAGUUGACAGGAAGCUCAAGAUCUGGGACCUUCGCACCUACAAGAUGUUACAGUCAUACAAACUAGCAGCAGGGGCCACAACUCUAGCUUUCUCACAGCGUAAUAUGUUAGCUGCCGGCAUUGGAAACAUUGUACAGAUAUAUGAUGACUGCUGCCUCAACACCGCCAGUGCUCCAUACAUGUGUCACAAACUGCAGUCGUCGGUGUAUGGGACAGAGUUUUGUCCGUACGAAGAUGUGCUCGGUGUCAGUCAUGGGAAUGGAUUUACCAGUCUCCUAGUACCAGGUUCUGGGGAAGCAAACUUUGAUGCCCUGGAAGAAAAUCCAUUCCAGACAAAGAAACAGAGAAGAAACGCCGAAGUCAAGAUGCUGCUAGAUAAGAUACAGCCAGAGAUGAUACAUUUGGAUACCACCAAAAUUGGUCAAGUGGACAUGAAGUCAUUCACACAAAAAGUGGAGGAGAAAAAUAAGCUACUGUUUAUGAAACCACAGAAAGCUGAGUAUGAACCAAAAUACAAGAAGAAAGGUCGCAGUAAGGCAUCGAAGGUGGAAAAGCGUAAACAAGGUGUGCAGGUACAACACAAACGGGACUUCAUACGCAAAUCGAUCCAACUAAAACAGAAAGAAGCACAGUUAAACAAGCAGAAUGAAAACAGUGGACUGGCGAAAACUAGUGUCCUGGAUCGGUUCGCUCGCAAAGAUUCCUGAUGUUUGUCGUUUUAUGGAACAUUUACCAUUUUACCAGUAGGAUGAACUGGGAAGGUGCACUUUAUCAGUAGGAUUGAUCACUGUUCUAGAAGAAUUGGAUGUACACACCCACCCCACCCCCGUUCCAACAAUGGACCUUUGCACCAACAUCAAUCUGUACUCUAGUGGUGUUGUUAAACAAAACAAACUUGUUUUGCGUCAACAUAGCUCUACUGUUGGCAAUUACAUUACAUUACAUACAUCCCUACCAAGUAAUUGUAUACCAGCCUAAAUAGAAAAUGGGAGAUACAAAAGAGAAAAACUAAAAUAUGGACCUGUGGUUUGAAUUUUGAUUAGUAUUUAUUAGGUUGAUGUUGACACUACAACCAACAUUCUGGGAGCUGUACGGUGGGCAAUCUCAUCUUGUGACAGAAAUAUGUCUGCAGUUCAUUUCACAUGUUUGCAUUUGUAAAUAAAAGUCUUGUUUAUUUCAA